Messenger RNA from Entelurus aequoreus (snake pipefish), 2753 nucleotides. RefSeq names its product WD repeat domain 75 (gene wdr75). Lineage: Eukaryota; Metazoa; Chordata; Actinopteri; Syngnathiformes; Syngnathidae. The record is from RefSeq and is a predicted model, not a curated record. Gene Ontology annotation, biological process: positive regulation of transcription by RNA polymerase I; positive regulation of rRNA processing. Gene Ontology annotation, molecular function: RNA binding; protein binding. The coding region runs from base 73 to 2577 and encodes 834 amino acids. Gene Ontology annotation, cellular component: nucleolus. The transcript has 21 exons.
CACCUUUCAAGCCAUGGCUGCAAGCCCGGCAAAGCCGAAGAAGAAGAGGUCGUAGUUGAAGCAGGAGAAAACAUGGUUGCCGACACAGAUAUCCGCGUGGUUCACCGAGGUGGCAAUAAAAUCAAUUUUAGAUCGCCUGUCAUUACCCAUGACUCCAAGUUCCUCCUGUGUGCGUCUGGCGAGUGUGUGAAGGUGUACAGCACGGCCACGGAAGAAUGUAUUCAUCAGCUUCGUGGACACACGGAUCUGGUCACGGGUGUGGUGCUCAAACCCACCAACCACCUCCAGGUCUACUCUUGUUCAGUAGAUGGCACUGUCAAGCUUUGGGACUUUACAGAUGGAAUCCUCAUUAAGUCUUAUGUUGUUGGAUAUCCCAUGUACUCCAUCUAUGCUUCUGCAAACCACGAGGGAGUCUUCUUCGUAGUCACCCGAACAAAAACCGACAAAAUAACUGAGCAUUGUCAACUCGUGGCGGUACAUCUUCCUCAGAGUUCAGAUCAGCUGGCAGAGUCCCUGGAGUGUUCUGCUGUGCUUGCAAAUGUCAGUUCGAACCCACAAUCCAUCGCCUUUGGAAGAGGGGCGGAGUACAUUGCUUCAGCCAAAGCUUUUGAUUUGGAUGUCUUUUUCUUCAAGAACCAGAAGUCACACAGGCUUAGCCUGAGCAAACACAACAAGAAGGGUGCCAAGAACUCCUUUACAUGCCUUGUCUGUCACCCAAAAGAAGACUGCAUUGCCUCCGGACAUGAGGAUGGAAAAAUUCGCUUGUGGAGAAACUUCAACCAAAAGGAAUAUACAUGUUCCACCUUACACUGGCACCACAGUGCUGUCAACUCGCUAUGCUUCACCCCAGAAGGUACCAAUCUGCUGAGUGGAGGUGUGGAGUCUGUACUCGUCCAGUGGCAAUACGGCCAGGAGAGCCAGCGGGACUUUCUUCCCCGACUCGGUGGAGCAAUUACCCAUGUCACUGUUUCCCCUGAUGGGUCCCUGUUCUGUACCUCACAUGCAGAUAACAAAAUUACGAUCAUCCAGAGCUGUGUAAAAGUGUGUGCUGUAAUUCAGGGUCUAGUCAAAGGACAAAGUGUCUCCACCGGCUUGAUGGUAGACCCUCGCAGCAAAUCAUUAGUACUAAAUGGAAAACCUGGCCACCUGCAGUUUUAUUCCCUUCAGAGAGAGAAGCUUAUUUUUAAUUUGGACAUUGUGCAGCAAGAGUACCUUUGCGAUUCAGGAUUGGAGCAGUUUGAGGUGGUAAAGGCAGCUUUUGAUGCAUCUGGAAACUGGCUUGCAACUGUUGAAGAGAGAAAACAAAAAACUGCAGACCUGGAACAUAAUUUGAAACUGUGGUCAUUUGAUGAACAAAUACAAAGUUUUGUGCUGAACACCACCAUCUCAGCCCCCCACGAGGCUGAGAUUACAGCCAUGUGCUUUUGUUCCGCCGGAGACAACCCCACGGCCACGCUGGUUUCCACAAGCAAGGACGGCCACUUCAAAGCCUGGCAGCAGGUUAUGGCCACCCACUCAGAAGAUGAGGGUUCAUCAUGGGCCUGCGAUUUUGUUGGAGGUUAUCACAGCCUGAUACCUAAGUGCUGCUGUUUCUCAGCUGAUGGCUCUUUGCUUGCCGUCAGCUUCCAAGAGGUAGUGACUGUUUGGAGCCCUGCCUCCUGGGACCUCCUAACAACUCUGUCCCAGCCACCAGGUGAUAUCAGGUAUCUUUGUUUUGGGCGACUAAGCUGCUCCAAAUAUUUGCUGGCAACGACCGAGAAGAACCUGCUCUGCUGUUGGAAUCUCCUCACUUGCUCAUUGGAGUGGAGCACCUCCAUGGAAAUCAGCUUGCUGCUGGCUGACCCACUGUCUGAGAACAUGGCUGCUUUCUGCAGUCAAGAUGAAUGCACCGACUUGUUUGUCUUUAAGCCCAGUGAGCCAAGGCCGCUGUUUUGCCAGAAGGCAGUGUGUCCGCACAAGGUAGUGGCAGCUGUCUUUACCCCGAGGGAGAAGAUGCAAGAAAACUGUGAGGAGAGCUGCCAGUGGCUAAACCAAUCCCAGCUGUACUUCCUUACCCAGCACAUGGACCUCAAGACAUUUUUCACCAAGACAGAGGAGAACCAACUGAUGGCAUCUAACAAACCGCUUGUGAUCGAUGACUCUGUCGCCAUGACCCCGUUUCACCUGUUGCUGGGCAGCCAUCGACAAGAGCAAGACAAUCCAAGGCCUUUGAGCAGUGAGGCUGCCGAGAGAACUCAGCCUCCUCAGAGCUCUGCUGCUGUCAAGGAGCUUCUGCAGACCCCAGCCCACGUCCUCCCCUCGACGCCUUUCCUCUGCUCCAUGUUUGUACAGUCCCUGCUCAUCUCUGUCACUGACUCCAGAGAAGAAAAGCAUGCAGAUGAGGAAAUGGAAAGCGAGAAAGAGGAAGAGGACUCGGAGGAGGAAAUGGAAUCCGGAGUCUCGAGACCCAAGCAGGCGUCGGUGGAAGGUGAGGCAGCACAAUCUGCAGCCCCCCCUCUAACGAGAGCACAGGCCAAAGAACUGAGGAGAGUGAAAAAACUUGACCACAGCUGGCUGAGCAGCAUUCUGGACUGCUAACAACCAUUAGACUGUCACUGCUGGACUUAAUUAUUCCCUUCCCAACAUUUGGUUAUCAUUAUUUGGACUGCGAACAUUAAAUUGCGUGAACUGAAAAACAGAAAUGAGAACGUCACAAUGAGUAUUUGUCAUUUUUAUUGAUUUAUUUUGCAAUAAAUAUUUGUGUUUUUUUCAUA